CGCGUAUAUCGAGUCAUGGACUCAAGCAGCCAAAAAUAUGUCGCCUUGAAGAAGUCUCGUGCCUCUUUACGUGUACGGAGGACCUUACUGCAACACGAAAGCCGAGUGCUGCAACUGCUUCAAGGGCAUCCCGCGAUUCCGAUGCUGUACGGCUACGGACGUGAGCCGCACUUCGAGUACAUCGGCAUGGAACUUCUCGGACCCAGCAUCCGGGAGCUGCAGAAAGCACCGCACGGAACUCCAGCGAAAACCUAUUCUCGAGUUAUGGACCAGAUGCUAUCAGCGCUUGAACACCUGCAUUCGUUUGGCAUCGUGCAUCGUGAUGUUAAACCUGCGAACAUUCUUACCUGCUUGGACGAUCCAUCACGCCUGAAACUAAUCGACUUCGGCAUUGCCAAACCCUUCCAACGGAGUGGUCCACCCAGCCAAUAUGACCCUAUCAAAGAAGAUAGACUGCUCGUCGGUACGUUCCAUUGGGCCAGCCUGAACUCUCACAGGGGAUUCGACCUCUCUCGUCGAGAUGAUCUUGAAUCUCUGGCCUACGUUGGCCUUUUCCUUCUUCGCGGUGAUCUGCCCUGGCGAGCCGACCACACCGAAUCUCAGGCGUACUUGUACGAGAGCGACAAGCACGCAAUGAUGCGCAUACAAGCUGCCAAGGAGGUGUGCAAAGGCUCGGUGCUCGUAGACGCUGGCUUUCCCGAAAUCGGCGGCUUCUUGGACUACAGUCGAUCCCUUGGCUUUUGUGAAGCCCCCGACUACCGCACCUGGAGGCAACGAUUUGCAAGCCUUGCCCGGAGGUCUGGUUACCGGUUGUCCAGCGAACCCCUCGACUGGACGCCAUGUGAUGUAGAGCGGGUCAAGAGAAUUAUGCCUACGGACCACACACCCCCUCGAGCGGAUGAUGAAACAGGUCCAUCGGGUCCUAAGGAUCCGGCAUACACUAACAGCUACUACGCGAUCGAUCCUUGGGGUGGUAUCCAAUACUGGGAUGACAGACAGUAUGAACGGGAUAGUGACCUCACUCUGCCCGCAGGGUAUGAUGCAAAGCGACUGGAUGCAUGCCUUCCCAGCAUAGUAGUUCACCCUGUACCACUGACCAACACUGCGGCUAGUGCAUUCAAUCAGACAUCGUGA
Molecule: messenger RNA, 1134 nt
Organism: Punctularia strigosozonata HHB-11173 SS5
Lineage: Eukaryota; Fungi; Basidiomycota; Agaricomycetes; Corticiales; Punctulariaceae
Product: kinase-like protein
Exons: 3
Coding region: 16-1134 (372 amino acids)
Biological process (GO): endocytosis; peptidyl-serine phosphorylation; signal transduction
Cellular component (GO): nucleus; cytoplasm
Molecular function (GO): ATP binding; protein serine/threonine kinase activity
Source: RefSeq, a predicted model, not a curated record